Messenger RNA from Anoplopoma fimbria (sablefish), 3907 nucleotides. It is a transcript of the gene alkbh5, whose product is annotated as alkB homolog 5, RNA demethylase. Gene Ontology annotation, biological process: mRNA processing; mRNA export from nucleus. Gene Ontology annotation, molecular function: oxidative RNA demethylase activity. The coding region runs from base 451 to 1524 and encodes 357 amino acids. Lineage: Eukaryota; Metazoa; Chordata; Actinopteri; Perciformes; Anoplopomatidae. The record is from RefSeq and is a predicted model, not a curated record. Gene Ontology annotation, cellular component: nucleus. The transcript is spliced from 4 exons.
ACAGGUCAACACUGCGCAUGCGCAGAUCUGUGGCAGGUUUACACGAGUUUUAUUUUCAGCCUUUUUCGAGGGGGGACGACGGGUUACACCGGCCGCGGUCGAGCCUCUAGUGACACUACGACAAUGCUUGUAUGUCACUGCUGGAGGUAGAAGAGGAGCGGACACCGGAGGAUUUAACGGUUUAACGGUGACACGUGAGAUGUCGCUGCUUGACCAAAGCCAGGCUAGCUCAAGCUAACGCUAGCUUAGCUUAGCUUAGCUCGUAGCUAAAGCAGCUCUGCGUAAUCUUUGUUAUCUUCAUUCAUAAAAAACCAGCGCAGACACGUGACGUAGCAGCCCAUGCUAGCUUCAUGUGUGUGUGUGUGUUUGGACAUGCGGUGCUGAUUGAUGCAUGCUAGCUGUUAGCUGUUAGCUGUUAGCACUACACUCGUCUUGUUUUGGGGUGCUGACAUGGCCUCCAGCGGGUACUCGGACCUGCGGGAGAAGCUGAAGUCCAUGACCCCGCACAGGGACGAGGUGACGCACACGCACACGCACGCAGACGGGGCGAGUAACGGGAAGGGACGCAAUAAUAAACGCAAACUGCGGGAGUCCGACGACGACGAGCACAGCGAUGACAGCGCGGAGAGCCGGGAGCAGGAGGCCGGCCGGGUGAGGAGCAGCAUCCUGCAGAAGAACAUCUUCACCCCGGAGGAGUGCGUCCUCAUCGAGGAGAAGAUCGACGACGUGGUGUCCAAGGGGGAGGCCGGGCUGUACCGGGAGCACACCGUGGACCGGGCGCCGCUCCGCAACAAGUACUUCUUCGGGGAGGGCUACACGUACGGGUCCCAGCUGGAGAAGCGUGGGCCGGGCCAGGAGAGGCUGUACCGCAAGGGAGAGGUGGAUGACAUCCCCAGCUGGGUGCACGACCUGGUGAUCAAACCCCUGGUGGACAGUGGAGUCGUGCCGGAGGGGUUUGUCAACAGUGCAGUGAUUAAUGAUUAUCAACCAGGGGGCUGCAUCGUGUCACACGUGGAUCCUCUGCACAUCUUCGCUCGGCCCAUCGUGUCGGUGUCGUUCUUCAGUGACAGCGCGCUCUGCUUCGGCUGCCGCUUCCAGUUCAAGCCGAUCCGGGUGUCAGAGCCCGUGUUUGUGCUGCCCGUGAGGAGAGGGAGUGUCACGGUGCUCAGUGGCUACGCUGCUGAUGACAUCACCCACUGCAUCCGGCCACAAGACAUCAAGGCCCGUCGUGCAGUGAUUAUCCUUAGAAAGACCCGACCAGAUGCUCCCCGACUGGACUCUGAGAGCUCUUUACCUGUCGAGAGACCUGCUCCUCUGAAAGCCAAACGCUCUCAUCGCAGAUCAGAUCCUAAUGCUGCUCACAGGCCGCGGGUUCUAGAGAUGGACAAAGAGGAGAACAGACAUCCGUCGAACUCCCAUCACCGCCGCCACAGCAUCAGCUCCGAGGACAACUGGAGACGCGGUCAAGACUCCGACAAACACCGGGAGAGCUCAGGACGCAAAGUCAAAAUGAGACGCCACUGAGCACUUCUCUAUCACAUAUGUAUACAUAUAAAUAUAUAUCUUUUAUGUAUUUCACUAUUGUAAUAUUCUUUGAUCAGUUGUCAUUUUUCUCGCUCCUGUUUUAGUCCGGCACACGGAGCACAGUCAUCAUGUCGUCUGCAUUUUGAUUUUGAGUCCGAAUGAGUUUGAGUGCAUUAUUUGUUUGUGGCAGACGAAGCUGGCGUCUCGGCUUCACAGUUCAGAGCCUAAAGUUACUAACUCCAGUUAGGCUUCGUUAUGAAAUUACCUUUAAUUGAACAUUUCUUGUUUCUAUGUCCAUAGAUACUUCAAAACGGCAUGUAUUUUUUUGUAACCAAGAUGUACAGACCACAAGAGCUAAAAAAAAAAAAUAUGUAUGUAUGGAUUUGUACAAAAGAGAACCUGAGCUGUAAUCUAACUUGUUAUAAUGUACAAUACUUUUGUAUAGUCUUUGAUUGGGGGAACUUUUAUGCAAAAAGGAAACAUUUGCUUUUUUGCACCCACAUUUCUGAUCCCGGAAAUAAGUUCACUUUGACCUCCCUGUCGCAGUUUAAGUUGAAACAACUGACAGAUGUGCAGAAAUGCGUUUCUGUGUUAUGAUUUGAUUCUGGUUACAAUAUAGGGCAUCAACUAAACUAAUGUUUUAUGGAGUGAUGAAAAACUCAGGCCUUGUUUUACACUCCUGUUUCAGUUUGAAGUUGCUUACCUUGUAAACUGACAGAGGCCAUGUUAUUGCUGUUCUGUAUUAAAUCUAAUUUUUCCUCAUUUACACUGGUGAUAUUUGGAUCGGACAGAACAACACCAACCCUAUAAAGUCUCGUUUAGUGUGUGUCUAAACAUGUGGCUGAGAUAAACUCCAUAUCCGGAUGUAUUUGUCCUUGAGAUUAGCUGUAUAAACACAGAUUGGUUUCUCGUUCCCAGUCAGCCAUAUUUGGCGGAGGCACUUAUUAACUCACACGUAGGUUAGUCUGGAGGUACACGUGAACAAAAAUAAACCUAGGUUCAAAGAUGUUACUUUCUAAAAACAGGGUGAGUUUUGUUCACGGUUUUCUGAAGCUCUGCUAAAGUUGUGAACGUGAAUAUGAUUGCAAAAGUAAUAUACUGUCAGAGGCAAAUACUGAGGCUCUUCAAACUGAGAAUGGGACUUGGUACGACACAGAAGGCGGCUUCUUGGGUGUCACUGGUCAGGUGGUGGAAAAACAAACCGGAGUGUGUCACAUGUUAUUAGAGAGCUGUCUGGUUUCAAAUUUAAAUGAUCAUCAAAUAACUGGUCAUAGCAGUGAUGUAGUAGUCAAGACCACUCGUCUUGGAAUUGAUCUCAGGAUUCAGGAUUUUAUUUUAAGACCGAUCAAGACCACAACUGCUGGGAUAUUGCUAAACUCUCUGUGUAUUUUCUGCCUUAAUUAGUUACAUAUUACUGUUUUCUCCCCGUUAAAGUUUUUUUUUGUGCUGAUGUGGGGGCACCGGGAUAGAGGAUGUCAUAUGUGCAGAUUCUAAAGCCUUCUGUUGCAAAUUUGUAAUUUGUGAUUUUGGGCUAUACAAAAUUCAUUGAAUGGAAUUAUUACUCAUAACAAAGGAAAUUUCCACACGAAAUAUUCUCCUCUGCCAUGCCUUUUUGAUAACUUUAUAAAGACAUUUCUAAUGUACACAUAUACACAGUGUGUCUUCAAAAAACAGGUGAAUGAACGGAAUCUUAAUUUGAGUUCUGUUGGGUUUUUUUUGUGGGACUGUGAAUCUUUCAGAUGAAUCUGAGGAGAGCCGUUGUGGUUUGCAUGUUUUAUGUUUUAUCUGAGGUGUGUCAUGCAUUGUGGGACUUGCACUGGUCUUGGUCUUGACUUGCUCUUGCCCUGCCUUGCUCUCAAUCCCUCAAAGCCUUGUUCUUGAUACACUCGGUCUUUGUUUCGUUGGUUUUGACUUCAACACUCGGCUAUAUCAAAGAUAUGGUUCUCUUUUUUUUCCUCCAUUCUCGAUUACAAUAUAAUUCCUCUUUUCUGUUCAAGUUUGAAGUUUUGGGAAACACUGAUAUGGCUAGAAAGUGUCCACCUAUAUUAAAAUAAUACAGUAUUUACUGUAUAUUAUUCCCGGCAUGUUCUAUGUUUUCUGUCCACUUUGGUGAAUGUUGUGUCAUUCUUGUAGGUCACUUUGAGCAGGAAGGUCAGUAGAGAAGUCAUGCUGUCAUCGCAUUAAAAUCUAACAGAUUAUGGCUUUGAAAUAGUUGUUUUAUUGAUUUAUGUAAAUUUGCAUUUAUAGUAUCAUAAUAAUUUAAAUGGUGUUUUUCACUUAAGGUGAGAAGUCAAAGGGAAAUCAGGUUUUGACCUUUGCAAUUCAAUUUCUGUAUUUCUCUAAUAAUUCUUGCAUCUGUAUAUAAGUUUGUAUAUUAUGCAUC